Messenger RNA from Chaetomium globosum CBS 148.51, 2511 nucleotides. RefSeq lists its product as uncharacterized. Bases 1 to 2511 code for a protein of 836 amino acids. The record is from RefSeq and is a predicted model, not a curated record. Gene Ontology annotation, biological process: amino acid activation for nonribosomal peptide biosynthetic process; secondary metabolite biosynthetic process. The transcript is spliced from 2 exons. NCBI's taxonomy places the organism in Eukaryota, Fungi, Ascomycota, Sordariomycetes, Sordariales, Chaetomiaceae. Gene Ontology annotation, molecular function: phosphopantetheine binding. Gene Ontology annotation, cellular component: cytoplasm.
AUGUCUCCUUCACGCAUAGAAGACUAUCCCGAUUCAAAAGUUAAACAUGAGCGGUUUCCUCCUUGUCUGCUGCCCCCUCUCCGCGGGUCUCGAACGACACCGGCGUUCUCAGUGUCAGCACCGGUGACCCAGUUUGGGUCCAUCAUCGAAACUCAGUUCCUUCCGGAACGAGAAUGGCACGAGUCGGGACACCACAUCGACCCGGUGACAAUAUGCAAGGCAGCCUGGAUAUUAACGCUGCAAUGUUUCGUCCAGGCCGAUAUUCUCUGCUUCGUCUACCAAGAAGUGGAGUCGGCAGGUUGCAUUUACAGCACAAGCACUGAUCCAGUCCUGUAUUUGACUCGGGUCGACGGGGGCGAGGAGGCCCGGGACUUUCUACGAAGACUCGGGGUUGGUACGGUAUCUACCGUCUUGACAGCGCCGCGCGGUCACGAAAUCUGUAUUGUGGAAGGGCAGCUUGCGGUAGGGGAUUUUGGCAACACCUUGCUCUACUACUCUGGAGAGGGUGAUGGUGGCACAAGACCUAGGCUAUUAGCCGGUAGAAGGCCCUUGGGGAUGGACAUCCGUGUCGGCAUAAGCAAGGAGGUAAAUGGCCGAAUUUCAGCCGCCCUUGACUUCCGGCGUUCCCACAUGAGUCAGGAUGCCGCAACCAGCAUCUUCCGGACCUUCCAGCAUAUCGCCUCGCAGCUAGCAGAUGUGGCCAUGAUCGCACCGAGCCGAGGUACAACGCGGCUAGAGGACAUCGAUGUUUGUUCUUCCCACGACUGGCAAUCAGUCCGGCAACUUACUGCAUCGGUCAGUCCAGUGGAGGAACAGUGUCUUCAUGACAUGAUUGUGGCACAAUGCAGGAGGUUCCCUAACCGCACUGCGGUGAUGUCAACGGAUGGGGACGCCCUGACAUACGGUGAACUUGACGAUCUCUCACAAAGGUUAGCCUACAAAUUGGCCCAACUUGGUGUGAGGCCCGAGGCGUUUGUGCUCAGCUGCUUUGAGAAGUCUAUCUGGGCCGUGGUUGCUCGGCUGGCUAUUAUGCGUGCUGGGGGCGCCUACAUCUCCAUCCACGCCACCAACCCACCCGCCUAUCUCGAAUCAGUCAUCACCCGGGCCGGCACUCGCAUCGUUGUUUGCGACGAGAAACACGCCAACCAAUUCCGCCACCUCGUCCCUAUCACAGUGGAAACCUCCCCGAGCAGCCUCCGCAGUCUCCCGGUGCCAGAUCGAGACCCAGUCUGCGACAGGGUGUGCCCCGAUAACGCCUGUCUCGUUCUUUUUACCUCCGGCAGCACCGGAAAGCCCAAGGGCAUUGUGCAGGUUCACCGGUCGUAUGCGACGGCUAUCCGAAACUAUGCCAAAAUCCUGUCCCUCGACACAAACACGCGGUACCUCAGCUUUGAUGACUACGCCUUCGACAUCAGCAACCUCGAGUUCAUGGUGCCCCUGAUUACGGGCGGAUGCUGCUGCGUGCCGGGCCCCAUGGCAACGGUGCAAGACCUAGCCUAUAACAUCAACGCCCUGAAAGCCAACGCGGCCUUUCUGACACCGACUGUGGCCGUCAAACUAGACCCGGCUGACGUCCCGAGUCUGGAGAUCCUCUGCGUCGGCGGAGAGCCGUUGUCGGCUGAACUCGUGGCCAAGUGGACAGGCGGCAGCACCCGGCUUGUCAACCAAUACGGCAUGGGCGAAGCCGCCAUCAGUUGCUGCUACAACGACAAGGUCCGUCCAGGACGAACCAACAUCGGCCGACCAACAAGCGGCGCCGUGUUUGUGGUAAAUGCCACCUCCCACGACAAGCUCUUACCUGUCGGCGCCGUAGGCGAGCUCCUAAUGGAAGGCUCGCACCUCGCGCGCGGCUACCUGGACCAAACCGCCGCCCGACGCACGGAAGCCGUGUUCCUCGAGACCCCCCCAGCCUGGCUCACCGCGAUGCACCCAACCCGGGUCUCAGGCACCGCCCAGCCCCGUCUCUACCGCUCGGGCGACCUCGGCCGCUGGAACCAUGACGGCACGAUCGACUACGUCGGGCGCAAGGACCACAUCCUCAAGCUCGACGGGUGCCGCAUCAACGCGCUCGAGGUCGAGCACCAGGGCCGCAAGCGCCUCUCCCCACUCGACACCAUCAUUGUCGACAUCUUCGGCAUCGUCGACGGCGAGGAGGACCCCGUCCUCACCGCCCUCCUCCACCUCGACAACCACCCCAUCACCCCCACCCCCACCACACCCACCACACCCACUCACAACACCCUCCCCAACGAACCCACCAUAACCGACGCCACCGCCGACCCGCACACCGCCACGAAGGUCACCGAAAUCAAAGACGCCAUCGCGGCCGCGUUGCCGCCGUACAUGGUGCCGACGCAGUUCCUGCUGCUGUCCCACGUGCCGCGCACGCCGUCGAAAAAGACGGACCGCAGGAUGAUUGGACAUGUGGGAUUGAAGUACCAUCUUGCGCGGCGGGCGGAGAGGAGGGGGGAUGUGGUGCUGGCGACGAGGGCGAGGGUGGUGUUGCCUUAG